Molecule: messenger RNA, 3859 nt
Organism: Dendronephthya gigantea
Lineage: Eukaryota; Metazoa; Cnidaria; Anthozoa; Malacalcyonacea; Nephtheidae
Exons: 23
Coding region: 206-3859 (1217 amino acids)
Source: RefSeq, a predicted model, not a curated record
AGGCAACCUUUGUGAUCAAGAAUGCAAAAACACCUUGGGCAGUUACACAUGCUCAUGUUUGUCGGGAUAUGUCUCCACGGGCCCAACUUCUUGUGAAGAUAAGAACGAAUGUCUUGAAGAUCAAUCAAACGUCUGUAACGGGGUGGGGGAAGAAUGCGAAAAUAUUCCCGGAAGUUUUAGAUGCGGUUGUGCAAAGAGGUUGAACAUGGUCAGAGUUAAUGGAACGUGUAUAUUCAAAGAAGAUAACAACAUUGUGGCUGAUCUGGCUCCAGCACCGCCAAGCGCCAGACAAGAUCAGAUAGAUAACGCCGUUCAAAUAACGUUGGCUGACUAUCAGAACUCAAAUUACACUUUGGAUGCUGACGUGCGAUUUAAAGACUCUGUUGUUAAAUUGCUGAAUGACUUUUGUAAUGAGAACACGCUCAGGCCACAAGAUUGCGGAGUUGAACAAAACCAGCUAUUUUUCAACGAGAAGCUCGUUAAGCGGUUGCCUGGCUACCCGGAGGAUUCGGGGAAUAACGCAAUAAUCAAGUUUUACGUCGAUUAUCCAAGCACCAUAUUCAUAAACAAGACGCUUGACAAAACCAUCUUAGCUUCUAUCGUGUUCGCAGAAUUGGCAAAGUUUGAACAGCUGAUCAGUUUAAACGUCACCCUGGACACUUCCGUCCUACCCGAAACGCCUGGUACCCCAACUGCGAAUGAGAUUAGUAACGCAGUACAACUGAAAAUAUUAGAUUUUUCGCCAAAUCAGUGGACAAUAUUUUACGACACCGUAUUUCGACGAUCAGUUGCUCUUGCUCUGAACAAAUACUGCAGAAUGGAUAACUACUCGCGCUCGCAAGAUUGCGGUCUUACCGAGUCGCAAAGCUUCAAUAACAGUCACAUAAAACGUCUGAGCGGUUCCCCAUCCCAAAGUGGAGGAGACGUCUUGGUCUCAUUUUAUGUAGAUCACCCGAGCAGUUCAGAUCCCGUGCUUCGAAAUGUACUUGCUUCAAUGUUAGUGACUCGAGAGACAGACCUUGAGAUUGCACUGUCACAACAAGUUGAAAUUCAGACUUCUGCUGAACCGGCUAAUCCUCCGGUUGCAACUAGUGAGCAAACAACUAACAGCGUGGUCAUUCGAAUAGCAUCGUUUGGCGCGAGUCAGUGGACGUACUUGUAUGACCGUCGAUUAAGGAAAUCCAUUGCAAAAAGAAUUGCUGAAUACUGCAGUGCUAAUCUGGCGAACUGUCAAGUACAAUCCGGAGGCUCAGCAUCGUUCAGUGAAUCCGAUGUUCAACGUUCUUCAGCUGGAACUCCCACUAAUGCUGGAAGCAACAAUAUUGAUUACAGUUUCUACGUGACAUACCCCGGCGAAAGUAAUCCAAUAACGAAGAAUGUAUUGGCUUCAAUCGUCUACCUUGAGAUAGAAGCAAUGCAAUCUGAAUCAUCACUCUUCUUCUCCCUGCAAACAUCGUUGGAACUUCCGGCUCCAACCUCGCCAAAUGCCGACCAAUCAAGCAAUACAGUCGUAAUUACGAUCCUUGGUCAACAGGCUAACCAAUGGCAUAGUUUUGUAGAUAACAAGUGGAGAGCUGCGAUAGCUACACAGGUUGGAAGUUUUUGCGCCGGCAACCUCGUUGUCUGUGGUGUUUCAAGUGAUCAAGUGUCGUUUGGAUUAUCGAACGUUACCCGAAUUGCAGGUUCCCCGGUACAAGAUGGUGAUAAUGUCACUUACACCUUCUUCGUUAAUUACCCGUCCGGCAACAAAACAGUGCAACGAAAUUUACUGGCAGGAAUUUUAGCCGAACGACUUGCACAGCUUAGGAACGCAACGGAGCUGGAUAUAUCAUUAAAAACUUCCACCUUAGCUCCCAAACCAUCAUCAACAGCCACUGCGGAUCAAAUUUCAAAUGCAGUUAACAUAUCUGCACGGAACGUCCAAGCAGAAAAGUGGUCUGCUAUACAAGAUUUGACUUUCCGAGGAUACGUAGCACAGGCGAUUACUGAAUUCUGUCAAGCAAGUCAAGCUCGAAAUCAAGAAUGUGAACUACCAAGUGGUCAAAGUUCAUUUACGAGCUCCCACGUGAAACUUGUGAACCCAGGUAAUCCAGAACAGAAUGGCGCGAAUGCUAAAAUAGAAUUCUUCGUCGAGUAUCCGGGAGGUGGAACUGUAUCACAGGCCAUUCUUCUUCUAAUUAUGAAUGAACAACUUUCUUCUAUUCAACAAAAUACUGGAUUGCAGCUCACUGUGUUAACGACAGUCGAGAUUGUUACAGAAAAACCACCGACGGUGGAUAAUACGCAAAAUGCAAUAAAGGUGGUACUGAAAGAUUUCCAAGCCGAUCAGUGGUCUCUCCGUGAUGGACUGUUCCGAGAAAACAUGGCAAACGCAAUCAAGACUUUCUGCGCGAGAGGAACAUACCAUCGGAAUAUUUGUAACAUUUCAGAGGUUGUCAGCAACGCUUUUACCGCUGACAACAUUCAAAGGCUUCCGGAUUCGCCGACACAAAACGGGACCGAUUCCAUAUUGUCGUUUUACGCAACUUUACCACCAGAUGGCAGUGGCUCGUUACCAAAGAGCGUCUUAGCAACGAUAUUCACUUCAGAACAAGAAGAUAUUCUCUCUCUAGAUAGCGAACUUGAGAACCCAGACGAAAGUGUGCCAAGCAGUGAAACACCAGUUCUUACGACGCCACAAAGAGACAACUUAGUGCCAAUAACAAUUUUCAAUUUUAAACGUGCAAAGUUUACAACGUUGGUAGUGGUCGAUAUUAGAGUAACGGUGGCUGCUAGGAUGAACAUAUUUUGUUUCAGUACAACGGAAAAUGUAUGCGGUCUCUUUGUUAGCACUAGCCGAAGGAGAAAGAGAGCUGCCGGCAACCAACAGUUCAGUGAAACUGAUGUUAUAGUCGAUGCCAACGUUACGGAGUCUGGGAAUAAUACGGUGGUAGGUGCAGUUGUCAACGAACCAGGAACUACAACUCCCGUUAAAACCGAUGUUGUUGAAGAUGCUUUACAUCAAACGUUACAAGAAAAUGGUGAAUCAGAUAUUUCCAGUCUCACUAUUGGUGUCGUCAAUACGCCCACUGUAUCGGAAACUCAGGAAAAUAACGCAGCCAGUGUAAGGUUAACCAAUACGAAUGCAAGUCAGUGGACACUGCAACAAGAUAUUUCAUUCCGACACAACAUGUCCCAAGCAAUUAUCCAAUUUUGUGGUGAAAGUGACGCACGAUUGGCCUCGUGCAAUCUUACGAGGGCCCAGGUUGAUCAAAUAAGUUUUCAACAUAUACAGAUAUUGCCUAAUUCGCCCACACAAGAUGGCAACGACGCAAUACUAUCAUUUUUCGUUAAUCUACCAGAUGGAACAACAAUGUCUUCUGGUCUCGUAUCAACUAUUUACAGUGUGUCGGCAAAUGUUCUAUCAAAACCAAGUGAUAUUGUUUCAACAAGCAAAAAUACCAACCUUACAAGAGUGGAAACGGAAAAUCUCAUACAGCUUACAGUCGAGGGUAUGGCGAAGCAUCCCGAUGAUGCCGUUAGGUUAGAUAUCCAGGUCGCGAUUGCCGACAGGUUGAAGGAGUAUUGUGGCAGAAAUUCUGGGGCAACCAUUUGUCCCACUAGCAGGGCAUUCACCAACGACGACAUUGUUGUCCAAAUUGAUCAAGACACAAGAGACGUUAGCUUCGUCGUAAAAGAUCCAGACAACCUUGAAGGAUCACCAAUUUCAUCCAUUGAUGUCCAAGAGGAAAUAAAUGGAAACUUCACUACCAAAAUACUCGGCCUUAAAUUGAGAAUAACACGACUGUUCACCGAAAACGCAAUUCAUGUGGUGUUGAAAAAUUUCCAAGUCGAUGAGCCUUAUAAUAAAUUAACAUGA